GCCACAAAGCUCCCCGCCCCACACUCCCUCUCGAGAGAGCCCGCACCCGACUGCUCGACCGACGGCCGGUCCAUGUAGAGCACGGAGCACCCGGCUUGUCGGAAGCGCGAGAGGAGAGAGAUGGGGGCGGAGGCCGGCGAGCCCAGCUCGUUCCUCAGCUUAACUGCAGCCUUUUCCUAUGGAAUUGCAUCUAUGGCAAUGGUUUUCGUGAACAAAGCAGUUCUUAUGCAGUAUGUUCACUCCAUGACUCUUCUCACUUUACAGCAAAUAGCCACAGCGCUUCUGAUACAUUUUGGUCAAGUUCUAGGAAUGUCUAAAAGAAAAGAUUUCAGCUUGACAACAGCAAAAAAGCUUCUUCCAGUGUCACUUUUCUACAAUGCAAAUGUGGGAUUUGCUCUAGCAAGCUUGAAAGGGGUUAACAUCCCUAUGUAUAUUGCAGUCAAGAGGCUCACUCCCCUUGCUGUAUUGGUCGGUGGGUGCGUACGGGGAAAGGGGAAGCCACCAACACCGGUCACUCUUUCAGUUAUCUGCACAGCCGCAGGUGUCCUUAUUGCAGCACUUGGAGAUUUUUCUUUUGACUUAUAUGGAUACUGCAUGGCUCUAACAUCAGUCUUCUUCCAGACGAUGUAUUUGGUUCUGGUGGAGAAAUCAGGUGCCGAGGAUGGUCUUUCCUCAGUGGACUUGAUGUUUUACAACAGCAUAUUAUCACUUCCAUUUCUGUUUAUCCUCAUUAUAGCAACAGGAGAAUUCCCCCAUUCUCUUUCAGUAUUAUCUGCAAAGACAGACUCUCUGUCGUUCAGUGUUAUUCUUGUUAUUUCACUGGUGAUGGGAAUCGUUCUCAAUUUCACCAUGUUUUGGUGUACGAUCGUGAAUUCUGCUCUGACUACAACAAUAGUAGGAGUCCUCAAGGGUGUUGGGUCUACGACCCUUGGUUUUGUUCUGUUGGGAGGCGUGGAAGUGCACGCUCUUAAUGUUACUGGAUUGGUGAUCAACACAUUUGGCGGUGUCUGGUACUCCUACGCAAAGUACAGGCAGAAGAAGAAAACACUGCGAAAGAGUGUACCUGAUGAAGAAUCACAUCACCACAAGUAGCACCAGACAGUAAACGUGUAGUUAUAGUUCAUUCUUUACGCGGAUAAUAACUAAAUAUCACUUUAAAUCCAUUUUUCUGGACUCUCAUUCCGCCAGCAGCAAGCAGCUGGUGCAAAGGAAGGGACGAACUCGUUUCCCUUUCUAAGACGAAUUUGUUUCCUCUCUUUUCUUGUUGUAACUUUAUGAGUUAAAACCCAUAGUAGCAUAGGAGAGUGAAAUCAGUGAGCUUAAGCAGUAGCUCAGUUAGUUAGUGCUUCUAAUAGAGGGGACGGUUAUCCGAGCUCGAACCUGGACACAUCAAUUUGUGUGUACCUCUUUGAUAAACUGGUUUUAGCGA
This is a messenger RNA of Phragmites australis (common reed), 1429 nucleotides long. Its product is annotated as UDP-galactose/UDP-glucose transporter 7-like. The record is from RefSeq and is a predicted model, not a curated record. Gene Ontology annotation, molecular function: antiporter activity; UDP-galactose transmembrane transporter activity; UDP-glucose transmembrane transporter activity. Gene Ontology annotation, cellular component: Golgi apparatus. NCBI's taxonomy places the organism in Eukaryota, Viridiplantae, Streptophyta, Magnoliopsida, Poales, Poaceae. The transcript is spliced from 7 exons. The coding region runs from base 121 to 1092 and encodes 323 amino acids.